UAGUGGCGACGUGCACAGUCAACAAGCAGCAGCAGACACGCGCUCGACGUCGAGGAGGCGCGGCCCUUGCGGGAUGGAGCCCGUGGUGCCCCGCGAAUUGUGCCGUUUAUUUAACGGAGAGAGGAGAAAAAAUCCCGUGGGAUGAAACGGACACGGCGGCUCGCUUGCAUUUGGCGCCGAGCGUGCAAGUUAACAGCUGAACGACAGGAACGCUUAAAGGGCCAGUAUGGACCGAUGCGCAACGGUUCUAGACCGCGAGAAACAGUAUUGCGAACUGUGUGGUAAGAUUGAAAACCUUUUAAAAUGCGGUCGCUGCAGGAUUUCCUUCUACUGCAGCAAGGAUCACCAGAAACAGCACUGGAAGAAACACAAACUCACCUGCAGAGAGGCUGACAAGACCAAGACUGCACAGAAACCAGCCGAAAACCAGUCCGAUCCAAACACAAUAACCGAAAGCUCAGAAACAGAAAACCCUAACACUAAAAUCAACCUCCAAACACAAAAACUGGCCACUGAGUACGUAAUCCCGUGCAUGAACAAACACGGCCUCUGUUUUCUAGAUAACUUUCUGGGUGAAGAUAUCGGACUUUCUAUCCUGGAAAACGUGAAAGUCCUUCAUCAGACUGGAAAAUUCACUGAUGGCCAGUUGGUCAGUCAGAAAAGUGACUCUUCAAAGGACAUCAGAGGGGAUAAAAUCACUUGGAUUGAGGGAAAUGAGCCUGGAUGCGAAAAGAUCCGUUUCUUGAUGAGUCGUAUGGAUGAUUUGGUCAGGAAUUGCAAUGGAUUACUGGGAAACUACCUGAUAAAUGGAAGGACAAAAGCAAUGGUGGCGUGUUAUCCAGGUAAAGGCAAGGGUUACGUGCGCCAUGUGGACAACCCAAACGGCGAUGGGAGAUGUAUCACAUGCAUAUAUUACCUUAAUAAGAACUGGGAUGCCAAGGAUGGGGGUUUGCUGCGAAUAUUUCCAGAGGGUAAGGCUCAGUUUGCGGAUAUUGAACCCAAGUUUGACCGUUUGCUUUUAUUCUGGUCUGACAGACGAAACCCUCAUGAGGUUCAACCUGCAUAUGCCACAAGAUAUGCUAUAACCGUGUGGUAUUUUGAUGCUGAUGAGCGGGCGAGGGCUAAAGAAAAAUAUUUAACAGGUGGUGGAGAGAAAGCGGUCAAGGUAGAGUUAAACAAGCCGUCCGAUCCGAGCUAGUCAAAUGAUCCUUAAUCUGGAUUUGUCCCGGUUACGUGCUGUGUUAAAGAAGGAGAGGGAAUCAGAGGACGCUUUGGAGUCCAAGAUGAAGCAAGAGACAUAUUGAAGUGGUUGAUGCAAAAUUUACCUACAGUGUUACCACAAAGCGGACUUGACUUUGGAUAUGACACUGUUCUUUAGAUUUUGUUUUUGGAUAAAGGUACAGUAAUCUGUAUUGAAGUUAAUGCUUCCCAUGUGAUUGAAGUCACAGUGUUUUUAAAGGGAAUAAUUUUUCCUUGAAGUUUAAAAGAGAAAUACAGUUUUGUUUUGGUUCUCAGGUGAAAUGCAUUUUGAUCUUUUUCAAUCGUGCUGCAUGUUUAUUUCUCAUUGCUUUAUUACUGCUGAUUUGAUUGUUUUCAGCAUGGACAGACACUCUUGAAUGUUAGAGAGGUUUCAGAUGCAUGAUGGGAUGUGGUCUGAUAUAGACUUGUCUUUUAGUUAAGAGUCUUGUUCUGAAAUACCUGCACAUUAUUGUCAACAAAAUAAAACCCUGUUUAUCCAA
Molecule: messenger RNA, 1739 nt
Organism: Misgurnus anguillicaudatus (oriental weatherfish)
Lineage: Eukaryota; Metazoa; Chordata; Actinopteri; Cypriniformes; Cobitidae
Gene: egln1a
Product: egl-9 family hypoxia-inducible factor 1a
Biological process (GO): peptidyl-proline hydroxylation to 4-hydroxy-L-proline; cellular response to hypoxia
Cellular component (GO): nucleus; cytoplasm
Molecular function (GO): L-ascorbic acid binding; peptidyl-proline 4-dioxygenase activity; ferrous iron binding
Source: RefSeq, a predicted model, not a curated record